UCUGGCAGGUUACAAAUAGCGCAUGCAGAGAGUAAUGCAGAUAAGCUGCAAGCGAAGAUAGGAAAGGGAGGCAGGGAGGGAGCCACGAACGGAUGAAAGACUGCAAGAUCAAGUGGGAUGCAAGCAACGUGAGUUAGCUUUAGCGCAGGCGAGAGACAGCCACUCCCCACCACCGUGGAACCUUCCGGAGCUGAGCCGAGCUGGGCUGUUAUUUCCUCUCCAUAGCAGCUUUCCCAUAGCCUCUGUCACGGAGCCCCGAGAGCGCAAGACCCUGUUGCCUGGAUACCUGGCCGGUGUUGCGGCUGCAGCGAGAAAGCCGCGACUGAAUGAACUCUGUGUAUGCUUGUCGGCGGUUGCUGCUGCCAUGGGAAGAGCACCGCUGACUCGCUUUCUCACGUACUGGCUGACUUGCUGACAUGGCACGUAUGAAUAAUGAACAGAGUAUCUGCCAGGCACGAGCUGCCGUUAUGGUGUACGACGAUGCCAAUAAGAAGUGGGUGCCAGCAGGCGGCUCGACUGGCUUCAGCAGAGUCCACAUCUAUCACCACACAGGAAACAAUGCCUUCCGUGUAGUAGGGCGCAAGAUCCAAGAUCAUCAGGUGGUGAUAAACUGUGCCAUUCCCAAGGGACUGAAGUACAACCAGGCCACACAAACUUUCCAUCAGUGGCGGGAUGCUCGACAGGUCUACGGCCUGAAUUUUGGCAGCAAGGAGGAUGCCAACGUAUUUGCCAGUGCCAUGAUGCAUGCCCUGGAAGUACUGAACUCCCAGGAGACAGGUCCCACAUUGCCCAGGCAGUCCCCCCAUGUUCAGAAUGGCCCCACACCAGAAGAAAUUGACCUCCGAAGAAGGCAGCUCCAGGAGCUACAAAGGCAGAAAGAGCUAGAAAGGGAGCGACAGGAACGCGAAUGUCAAGAGCGGGAGCGUCAGGAACAGGAGCGCCUGGAGCGGGAGACGCAAGAGCGGGAACGUCAGGAACAGGAACGUCAAGAUCGGGAACGUCAGGAAAGGGAGCUUCGAGAAAGAGAGGUGCAGGCCGAGAGGGAGCGACUGGAGCGCGAACGUCAGGAGCGGCAGGAGCUCGCCGAGCGUGAGCGGACGGAGAGGGAGAAGGCGGAGAGAGAGCGGCAGGAGCCGUCGGACAGAGAGCGGCGAGACUGGGAAAGAGGGAGACGCAUCUCCAAUGCCGCAUUCGAAAGCACUCUGUACAGCCCCACUCCUCAGGAGUAUAGCAGGACAUCAUCCACGCUGGCAUCUCCAUCCACACAGACCUACCCAGCUCCCGGAGUCCUUUUAUCCUCAUCCACGACACCCCCCACGCCACCGCUGAGGCACUCGGCCUCCCGUUUUGCCACCUCGCUUGGCUCUGCCUUCCACCCAGUCCUUCCCCACUACGCCACUGUCCCAAGGAGACAGCAGGCGUUUGCCCAGGCACCACCUCCUGCUCCUGCUCCUGCUCCUGCUCCAGUCCCCAGCCCUGCCACCGCGCCCAAGUCCGUGGUGUGUUCGGCAUACAACUUCACUCCCUUGCCCCCGUCGCCCCCGGUCAUGAUAAGCAGUCCGCCAGGGAAGGCCGCAGGCCCACGGCCGCUCAUCCCCGUCGCGGCCGCAACCCCGCUUGCCCAGAAGCCCCCCUCACCAUCUCCCAACGGCCCUCCUAUGUUUCCCGCACCAUCCCCGGUCACCGUCCUGCCACAUAGUCACCCUGUUGGCGUAGCCUGCCCGACCCCACCACCUCCGCCCACCCCGCCGCCGUUUGCUUCUCCCGCAGCAGCCCGUUCUUCUCCGUGCGUCUCGUCUCCCCCCUCCUCAUCCCAUGCUCCUGGUUUGCCCUCUCCCUCCACAGCGCCCUCCACUGCUGCAGUUGCUUCCACUGAGCACCUCAGCCUCCCUCUGGGCCCGGGCCCGGGCCCGUCAGACACACCAGCAAGCCAAGAAACCCGCCAACUCUAUUUGGGGUCCUCCGAUCAGCCCCAGUCCCAGGACAUUGUGCAACCAGUGGGGUUGACCACACCCACCCCCGCCCCUCCCCCACCUCCACCCCUGCCACCCAGCUCUACUGUGACAUCUGCGGCCGCCACCCCGGCCACCCCCACCACGCCAUCAGGACACCCUCCCCCGCCGCCGCCUCCACCUCUGCCUCCUACAUUGACUCCAGCUGGGACACCGACUUCGCCACCCGGGCAACCUCCUCCACUUGGGUCCCCGACACCUCCCCCAGCACCUCCCCUUCCCGCUGGCCUCUUCUCCCCUGCAGAGGACCGUCCCAUCUCAGGCCUGGCUGCCGCCCUCGCAGGGGCCAAGCUGCGCAAAGUGCCAAGGAGUGAUGAUGCCGGAGCAGCUCUGGCAGCAGCCUUGUUGGGGACAGUCGGGACUGCGGGGGCCAAAUCGGAGUCCAGAGGCAAUGGCCCGCUACCUGGAGGAGGCGGGCUCAUGGAGGAAAUGAGCGCUUUAUUGGCUAGAAGAAGAAGAAUUGCGGAGAAGGGCUCUUCACCUGAACCCGACCAGAGAUCAGAGGAGGGUGAGGCAGCCACCAUCCCCAAAGUGUCGGCUUGUAGCACGCCAGACAUGCCCAGGAAGCCAUGGGAAAGAACGAACAACAAUACUUUGAAUGGUAGCAAAUCACCCGUUAUAGGAAGACCGAAAUCUACUCCAACGCCUGCAGCAUCUGUAAGUGCCAACGGCAUGCCAACAGAAGCUGUUGACUAUGAUAGAUUGAAACAGGACAUUCUGGAUGAGAUGAGGAAGGAGCUGUCGAAGCUAAAAGAAGAGCUCAUCGAUGCAAUCAGGGAGGAACUGGGCAGGUCCAGUACAGCAUAGAUGAUGCAUAGUCCCUCUUCUACAAAUCCAAGCCCCAUGGCCCAACUUUGGUCGCUAGACAAGAUAAUGCAGCCGGCCAGAACGAGAUAUCAACUUAGUAGCGGUGACGACAAUGAAGACAAACAACCACGUAUACCUGAGAGGGCGCGGUCUCUGGAGGGCGGCAUCAAUCCGGGUGAUGUUUGUAGAACUCUCAUAGGUGGGUGGGACUCCUCUGCCUCACACUUUCCUCCACCUUCCUGCUGAGGACGUCGCAUCCUGGAGGACAGCAGUCUGAAAGAAAAGCGCAUGUCUUUAUGCAAAAAAAAACAAAAAAACAAAUGUAACUCUUCAAAGAUACUGUAAAAGAUCAUUGGUGCAGAAGCAAAUCAGAAAUCGUUCUGGUGAUUUUUCUAUCAAAAGGCACGUUUUAUCAAGAAACGGGAAUAAAGUAGGGAUGGAAAAUCUCCCCCACACCUCCUCAUAAGGCCAUAGCAGUAGCGUGCGUGCGUGCGUGAUUCUGAAUGAACAAGUGUGAAUGGAUAUGGACGAUAUGGAGCAGUCCGCCGCUGCUGGAAACUGGAAAGCUCGUCUUCCUCAAAUGCCAUUUGAACCUAAAUAUGUACAAAAUUAUUUCCAAAAACAGGCAUCUGUUUCGAGUCUAUAGAUGAAAGGCCAUAUCAAGUAGCGCCAUAAUCCUCCUCAUAAUCACCUCAUUUGUGUCGGUCGAUUGGCAAGGGAGGCCGCAUGUCAGACAGCGGCCCCCGUAGUAGCUCUCUACCAAACCCCAAAAAAAGUGCUAUUUUGCUAACACCCGCCAUGCUACUUGAGCAUGGUCACUGUAGAUGGACUUGACGUCCGACUGACUUUUGUGUCCCUCUCUGUCACGUUUGGUAACAUUUCCUUUUUUUUUUUUUUUUUUCCUUCAUAAAGCGGAAGGGUGACGAAUCUGCCAAGAAAAUGCAUUCACUCCCGCAAGUUUAUGCCAAGCAAUAAGUGUAGCAUCUGUCGCCGAUCAUGUUUCUGUACGGCCUAUCGGAGCUCAGUGUGGACAGAAAGAUGGUGGCACUGAAGAGCGGGAUUUUAUGGAUCAACCUAAUUUAGGACUCACUAUCCCCUCGCCGUAACGUCCAAUCGUACUGUGUCCUUAAGAUAAUUUGAUGUUAGAACGAUUUUUGUCUGUUAAUUCCUUUUUCCACAAAACUACUACUCGUGUGCAUAAAUCUGUGUGUGUGUGGUGUCUUCAAGGAUUUCAGCGUGCCAUUCAGUCUUUCACCUGUGCUUACCUUUUUGGUUUGUUUUUAUUUGCCUUAAAGUGACACAGAUUUAUUUUAUUUUUUUUUCCCCCCCCGACUACAAGCUCAGAGUUGAAGAAUUCGUUUGAUGAGAGCCAAAGCCAUUGGUCCGAAAUAUACAGAUCACAGUUGCAAAAAAAGAAAAAGAAGAAAUCUCCAAUCUGUCACACAUAAAUCCCCGUUUUAUUCUGAACAUCCACCCGCGAGGCUGCCUGUGCUUAAGCCUUUUCCGAUUGCACUUGGGUACGGAAACACAUCACAACUACUGUGUGGCCAUUUCUAACCAAAGGACUCAACAAUCAUGCUCGACCAAGUCGCCUUCCUUAGAUGUCAAAUCAUGGAGAUUUCAAAAGCAGAACCCUAUCUUAAAUUCACAGUGCAUCCGCUUAUUGGACAGGCUCAAUGUGACAAUCUCUGUUGGAUCCAUGCGGUUUGUGCCUUGUUCGGAAGUUGUUUUCAAAUCGAUAACUUGUCAUAAUAUUUGUCCGUCAAAUACACUUUUGUGAUUUUAUGGUGUAUAUGUUCCAUUGAAGGGAGAUCUCAAUGACCUUGUUACUGUUCCAGGAAACAUCUGUGCAACAAGAUGAUUAUUUUAUUUUUUUUCCCCCUUACCGCUAUGAAGUACAAUCAGACGUUGGCCUGCAAUGGUGAAGGGGAGAUCUUCACAUUUCUUAAAUGUGUUUAAGAAAUGUGCUUUCCUUGCUUAAUUUGGAAUUGGAAUGAAUAUGUCCACAUCCUUGUCAGUUUAAUGAUGGAAACGCUCGGGACAAUUUGCAGGAACUUUUUGAGAUGGGGUUCCACGCUUGAAGGCACAGCAUGUUUCAAAGGGGGGUGGGUUUCCAGACUUGUUCUUUUAGCGUCCACGUUGUGUCCUAUCCUGUGUUCGUGUUAAUUAGUCUUUUCUUACAUGCUAACAGUUUUUUGUUUUGAUAGAGAAAGUUAAAUAAAAUUGCAAUACAAGACAUAAAAGUCA
Phyllopteryx taeniolatus (common seadragon) is the source of this 5066-nucleotide messenger RNA. RefSeq names its product ENAH actin regulator (gene enah). Gene Ontology annotation, biological process: axon guidance; intracellular transport; actin polymerization or depolymerization. The record is from RefSeq and is a predicted model, not a curated record. Gene Ontology annotation, molecular function: SH3 domain binding; profilin binding. The coding region runs from base 417 to 2819 and encodes 800 amino acids. The transcript is spliced from 14 exons. Lineage: Eukaryota; Metazoa; Chordata; Actinopteri; Syngnathiformes; Syngnathidae.